AUUAACAGUAUUAGCAACUCAGCAUCACUCACUCUCAAGAUGGAAGACAACAAUUCAAACACCACGGACGCACAACAGAGCGUAGCACGCCACUUGCCGGGUCUCUUACGGGUCUUCACCGACGGUCGUGUCGAGAGGUUCAUUGGAAACGACUUCGUUCCGCCCUCAAUUAACCCACAAGCGCCAGUUGCAUCCAAAGACAUCACAAUCCACCCUCAAACCAACGUCUCCGCUCGUCUCUUCCUCCCACAAACCACCACCAACCACCGCAAAUUGCCUCUCGUAAUCUACGUCCACGGUGGCGCGUUCUGUGUCUCCUCCCCCUUCACCGCAAACCACCACAAUUACGUUUCCGCUCUGGUUGCCGAAGCCAAAGUCGUGGCCGUCUCUGUGAAAUACAGGUUAGCGCCGGACCACCCUAUCCCCGCCGCAUACGAGGAUUCAUGGGCUGCACUAGAGUGGGUGGCGUCACACCGGAAUAAAAGUGGACCGGAGCCAUGGUUGAAUGAGCAUGCUAAUUUCGAAAGAGUUUUCUUGGCUGGGGACAGUGCAGGCGCAAACAUAGUUCAUAAUCUAACAAUGAUGGCUGGGAAUCCGAACUCGGAGCUUCCGAUGGACAUUCUUGGAGCUUGUCUGGUCCACCCGUUUUUCUGGGGUUCGAUUCCUGUCGGGUCGGAGGCAUUGAAUCCGGAUAUGAAGGGCAUGAUGGAUGAGUUAUGGGCAUUUGUGUUUCCGUCAAUGGCAGAUUAUGAUGACCCGAGGAUUAACCCGGUGGGUGAGGGUGCGGGGAGCUUAGAGUGGGUGGGUUGUAGGAGAGUGCUGGUGUGUGUGGCGGAGAAGGAUGUGCUGAGGGAUAGAGGGUGGCUUUAUUACAAUGCAUUGAGUCGUAGUGGGUGGAUGGGUGUUGCGGAAAUUGAAGAGACUGAAGGGGUGGAUCAUGGAUUUCAUCUCUCUGGUUUGGGCACCCAAAAGACCAUAGAUUUGAUCAAAUCCUUGGCUCUCUUCUUCAACAGAGACCCUCCUCCUUCAAUUUAAUUUUCCAUUCUUUCUCUCUCCUCUUAUCGUGUUUGGGCCAAAUGUUCUACUUUUUCAAUGCAUCCAACUCUCUUUUCCAAUUUUCUCUUUAGAUUCCAAAUUGUCUGUGUUAAGAAUAAGGAACCAUCACUUCCUAACCCCACUCCGUAUCAUUUUGCUCUCACAAGGUGUUUUCUAGAGACUACAGUGCCUUUGAAAGUAGGAUAGCUAAACUUAAAUGACGUGCUCCUAUGUUUUUGUAACAUAUGUUUGCUAAAUAUUUAA
Molecule: messenger RNA, 1299 nt
Organism: Abrus precatorius (Indian licorice)
Lineage: Eukaryota; Viridiplantae; Streptophyta; Magnoliopsida; Fabales; Fabaceae
Product: probable carboxylesterase 2
Exons: 1
Coding region: 40-1035 (331 amino acids)
Molecular function (GO): hydrolase activity
Source: RefSeq, a predicted model, not a curated record